Molecule: messenger RNA, 1869 nt
Organism: Capsicum annuum
Lineage: Eukaryota; Viridiplantae; Streptophyta; Magnoliopsida; Solanales; Solanaceae
Product: KIN17-like protein
Exons: 2
Coding region: 422-1609 (395 amino acids)
Biological process (GO): DNA replication; DNA damage response
Cellular component (GO): nucleus
Molecular function (GO): double-stranded DNA binding
Source: RefSeq, a predicted model, not a curated record
UACAAUUUUCAUAUUUUUCAAGAUCUAACAGUGGGCUCUAAAAUAAAGCCCAAAGCAAAAAUCCAGUGCACACCUUGCCGAAUGGGAUAGAUAUAUGAAUGAAGCCCAUUAGCAACUGAUAUCCACAAUUUUCUUGGGCAGAUUUACGCAAAUGUCCAAAUACUGCUCCAGCCGGCGAACCACCACCAAAUGACCCUUCAUCCCUCUUUCUCGUAGCUCCGACGAAGCCGACCGACGGCGAAUCCCCCUUCAGCCAUCGGCGAAUCGGACCAACGCCGCUCCGCCACUUCCUCUCUUCUCCCUUUUCGCUUUCUCUCCUUCGUUGCCGACCACCACACUCUUAGAUUGCGAUUCCGCCAACUUCCUCCUUGUCCUCUAGUAUCUCCCACUGGUAAAUUGUUAACAAGUCCACAAAAUUCAAAUGGGGAAAAACGAUUUCUUAACCCCAAAAGCAAUUGCCAAUCGAAUAAAAGCAAAGGGUUUACAGAAGCUACGAUGGUAUUGCCAGAUGUGUCAAAAGCAAUGUCGAGAUGAAAACGGAUUCAAAUGUCACUGUAUGAGUGAAUCUCAUCAACGUCAAAUGGAAAUAUUUGGUCAAAACCCUAAUCGCAUUGUAAGUGGUUAUUCCGAGGAGUUUGAGAGUUUAUUCCUGGAACAUAUGAAACGUAGUCAUCGAUUUAGCCGUGUUGCUGCAACUGUUGUUUACAAUGAGUAUAUAGCUGAUCGACAUCAUGUUCAUAUGAAUUCCACUCAAUGGGCAACGCUAACUGAGUUUGUUAAGUAUUUAGGGAAAACGGGCAAGUGUAAAGUUGAAGAGACUCCAAAAGGUUGGUUUAUUACGUAUAUUGAUCGAGAUUCUGAGACUCUUUUCAAAGAGAAAAUGAAGAAUAAGAGGAUUAGGGCUGAUUUAGCGGAUGAAGAGAAGCAGGAAAGGGAGAUUAAGAAGCAAAGAGAGCGUGCGGAGAUGUUGAUGGAUGGUAAUGAGCAGCAACAGUUGGAGUUGCAGCAACCAAAACUCUUGGAGAAAUUGGAAACUGAUCAGAAGGUUAAGUUAACUUUAGGGUCGAUGUCGAAAUCUGUUGUGAAAGAGAGAGGAGAAAGCUCGAAAUUUGUAUUUGAUGAGAUAGAUAAUGAGAAGGGAAAAGGGAACAAGGAUAGGGAAAAAGCUGGUAAGAAUGGUAAAGGUGGAGGUGGAUCGGUGUUGGAUGAGUUAAUGAGAGAGGAAGAGCAAGCAAAAGAACGUAGUAAUAGGAAAGCUUACUGGUUAUGUGAGGGGAUAAUUGUGAAGGUAAUGAGCAAGGCAUUGGCUGAAAAAGGUUACUAUAAGCAAAAGGGUGUUAUUCGUAAGGUUAUUGAUAAGUACGUUGGGGAGAUUGAGAUGCUUGAAAAUAAGCAUGUUCUAAGGGUUGAUCAAGAAGAGCUCGAGACUGUAAUUCCCCAAAUUGGAGGUCUUGUGAGGAUCGUUAAUGGUGCAUAUCGUGGAUCAAAUGCCAGACUGUUAGCAAUUGAUACAGAUAACUUUUGUGCUAAAGUACAAAUUGAGAGGGGAAUAUAUGACGGGAAGAUUCUCAAGGCUAUUGAUUACGAUGAUAUAUCAAAAUUGGCUUAAUAACAAUGAUAAAAGGAUGCCAGAGGGCUAGUAUUGGUAGAAUUUCUUGUUCUUCUCGUUGUACUAUGUGAGACUGCUUGGUUAGUUUUCAGUUAUACAUUAUUGCUAAUGUUGGUUUCUUCACAGGUGAGGUUGUCUCUUGUAUUUACCUCCUUCUACUGCCUUUUGUUUUGAUGUUUUAUGUUUUGAUAAGUCAUCAAUCAUCUGUAAUCUAAACCAUUCCCUUAUAUAUGUAGUUGUUGAUCUUGUAUUUUUGGGAA